GAAACUUGCUCUUAACUUGAUAAAAACACCAUCAUCACUGGUGACUAGCACAUUCUUCCUGACGCAAUCACUCAUCUGAUCUUUAGUCCCCUUCAAAGUUUUAAGGAAUGGCUGUGGAAGCUGUAGUGGUUGGUGAUCAAAGAAAUAGGGGAACUGUUGAUGCUCACAAUCCCGUGCCUCCCCCUGUGUCAGAAAGUGUGGCAUCAACAAACUUGGGUAACUCUGAUGAUGGUGCCGCAGAACGUGUAGCAUCAUCAAUAGAGAAACAGUUAUCCAUGCUUUCCCGCGACAGCCGAAAUUAUGGUACAGUUUGUAUCUACAGAGUACCUGACAAAUAUCGAAACCAGAAUCAAGAAGCUUAUACGCCUAGAUUGGUCUCGAUAGGACUCAUCCAUUACGGUCAAAGUGCACUACAAGGUAUGCAAGAAUACAAGCUGAAAUAUCUUCAUGAUUUCCUUCAUACUUUUCGGGUUUCCUUGAAGGAGGUGGCUAAGUAUGUCCAUAGUCAAGAAAAGAUGGUGUGUGAUUGCUAUGAAGAUAUUUACAUGAACAAUGUGUCGAAAGAAUCCAAAGAACCGUCCGAAGUGAUCUUGUUAGAUGGGGUGUUUAUGAUUGAGCUUUUCUUGAAAAACCAUUUCCUGGGGAUGAGGGAGAAGGGGGAUAUAAUAUUCGAUAAUCCCUUGUUAGCCAAUGAUGUAUCACACGACCUGCUUCUCUUUGAAAACCAACUCCCCCUCAGGUUCCUAACCACAUUGUUUGACACUUUUGUUUCCAGAAAUGUGAGAAAAUACUUGGAUAACGAUGCUAUUAAUCCUCCAUCUUUCAAUGAACUUGCACAAAAGUACUUCAAAAAUGUGGGCAACACUGGAAAACUCGCGCUAACUAGUGAUUUUUCACAUGCGAGGCAUUUGAUUGAGUUCUUAUCUAUUUUACAUACACAAGGAAAGUACAGGGCUUCAGGAGUUAGAAAAGAAGUGGGGAAGAAGAAGAGAAAGGAUUUUUCGCGAUGUCCAACCGUGACGGAGUUGAAAGCAGCCGGAGUCAAGUUCCGUCAUGGAACCAAAGAUUGUCUCUUGAAUGUCAAGUUCGACCAAGAGAAGGGGAUCUUGACGAUUCCACAACUAACGGUGACUGAUUCCACUGAAACUUUCUUCCGAAAUUUAGUAGCUUUUGAACAGUCUGGAUAUCAUUCUAAAGACAUCACAAGCUACAUUAUAUUUCUGGACAACUUGGUAGACACUCAUAAGGAUGUCGACCUCCUUAUCAAAUAUAAAAUCAUCACAAAUGAGCUUGGUGGAAGCCAUGAAGUGGCCAACCUCUUCAACAAUCUUUACAAGGAGUUCGUGAAAGAUCCAAGGGAAUUCCUUUAUGUGGAUCAAUGCCGUCAGCUCAAUGAUUACAGCCGAAACUACUGGCACAAGGGGAAAGCGACAUUCGCGCGGUGGUAUGCGGUGUUCAAACGUGAUUAUAUUGCUACCCCGUGGUCUGUCAUGUCUCUUAUUGCUGCAAUUUUAUUACUUGCUCUCACUAUAGCCCAGACAGUGUUAUCAGCACUUCAACUUAAACAGUCUUGA
Oldenlandia corymbosa var. corymbosa is the source of this 1574-nucleotide messenger RNA. Lineage: Eukaryota; Viridiplantae; Streptophyta; Magnoliopsida; Gentianales; Rubiaceae. The record is from the annotation of a GenBank genome assembly.